AUGGCUGCACCCCAUUCACCAAGCUCUGGAGUCGUGAAAUAUUUACUUAAAUGGGCUCCUACUUUGAUUGACAUGAAGAUGGAAGAGAUUGAGGUGGAAGAUGAGGAAAUUAUUGUCACUGAGAAGGAGAAGAGCCUUACUAUUGAAAAAGGCCAAGCCUCCAUCUCAGCCCAGUCCACUUCCACAAAGCCCAAUAAUAAACCAUCAUUUGCGGUCCAAACCAUGCUAGCAAGUAUUAAUUUUGGUGCUCACAUUCAGAAACCGUCGGCAACUUCACUAGCUGUCCAAACAAUUCCAGAGAACGUUAAUUUUGGUGUUCACGCUCAGAGGUCGUCUGCAACUUCGCCUGCUUUCUUAACAAUUCCAAUAGGUGUUAAGUCACUUCCUAAUAAACAGAUGUCAUCAGCAAUAAAUAAAGAUACAGUGGUGCAUAUUGUCGAUGGAAUCCACCCAUCUCAAGCUCAAAGAGAUGCCAACAUGGAUAGCAGCAGCUUGGAAGAUGAGGAGAAAAUCGAA
This is a messenger RNA of Dovyalis caffra, 516 nucleotides long. The record is from the annotation of a GenBank genome assembly. Lineage: Eukaryota; Viridiplantae; Streptophyta; Magnoliopsida; Malpighiales; Salicaceae.